UAUUUGUUCACAAUCAACAAUGAACACAGUAUUUUAUGCACAUUAACAUCUGUAUUCUAGCCUUAUCUUCAUAAUUUUUGGGAAACUUACAAUGUAAUCCAGCUGAACAGUCACAUUUGAUCAGUAGUUUGAUUCAGUUAUUUCCCCUAACAAUAUUGAUAUUACAGAGAGCAGGAUUUAAAAGUGUUUGUGAGCACUGGGACUUUCAAACCCGGUGAGACACAAUCCCCCUUCAUAAAAAAGUAGAUUUAUCUCGAUAAAGAGUAGCCAAGGGUAUAUUUUCAUUGACUAGGGCCUCCUGUACAUUGGCAGCCCUCCAAUCACACCAAUAUCCUCAACCCAUCGUCAACGCCAAGAGUAAACAGCCAUGCACUCGAAGAGUGGUCGUGUGUUAACUAGUCUCGGCCCAUGCACAGUGCAAGCUCAGCGUCGCCCCAGCCAUCGCAAGCCCAAAGGUCUGCCCUUGAAACUCUUUAUCUCAAGCCCACAUACAGCAGUGGGCCAUAAAUCUAGCCCAUCUGAUAAGUAGUCCUACUGGCAUGUUGUGUGGCGUGCAUGGCCCACAGCGCAAACAGCAGCAGCAGCAGCAGCCUGAAAUGCUGUUGCGAACCACCUGUACAGCACUCUAGGCAGUGCAUGUGAAGAAGUAGGCCUUUAGUCUCUUACUGUACAAGGAACAAAAGGAAACAAGCACAAAGCCUAGCAUAUAUAAUAUACUUACUGGCUAUAUUGUUAUUUAUUUUUAAAUUAAAUUGAGCUACUUAAAUAUCUCCUCUGCUUAUAUAUAGACUAUACUUAUAGUCUAGAUAUAAGCUUCUUAGAUAUCCGACGAUUCCUAAAUUCAAAGUAAUUGUUAGCCUACACAAAAUACGACCACAGACGAUCGCAGACGGUUUGAUUAAACGAAAUGAAUGAACAACAGACUGGAGAGGCUAAACUGAACGGAGCGCUUUAAUCUCUGAUGAGGCGCUGUGAAGCGCACUGACCCCGCAGCCCGCGGGCAGCAAAGUGCGCCUGUGCUGCAGGCGGAGGGGCGGCUGUGCUGCGGGCGCUGGGGGCGGCUGAAGACACAACUUGCGCGUUUCCUACAAAAACGUGUCGUCAUGCUUGUUUGGAUACAGACGAAGAAGCAGCAGACUUCUCCAGUGCCUGGAAUUUUUGUGAACAUAAUUUCUUGGCAGAUGACGUCUAUAGCUUUUGGAAUCCUGUUGCUGUUCUUUGCUUUAUAAGUCGAAUUAAAAAAACAUAUAUGGACUCCUGAAUGGAUCUGACAACUAACUGUUGCGCCUACUACUGCUACUACCACCACUUGUACGCUGUUAAUGCACAAGUGUGAUAUCUAGCAUACCUCAAAGUAUGUCUCGAGUGGAUCGACCGUUCUGCGGAGUCGCUGUCUGUCGCUGUGGUUGGUUUUCUUAUUAAGAGAAGACCAUGCAUCUCUUCCGGAGUUACAACUAUCAAGUGUUCCCGGACCGAGGCGCCCUGAAGCAGCGGGCGACCAUACGAGGCAUCAGCUGGACCCCACUACCAGAAAGUCUGGAUUCCAAGGACCCAAUGAAACAGUUUGUAUCAGAUCGCAUCCUGAAGGCGGCGAGGGUGGUGUACAACAGCUUGAUAGAACGCAACCCCGCCCUGAUCCGCGACAGAAAGCACCACCUAAAGACGUACAGACAGUGCUGCUCAGGUAAGGAGCUCGUCGAUUGGCUGUUGAAGCUCAACGAGGGCGGCCAAUCCAGGAGCCAAGCGGUCGGCAUGUGGCAGGUGUUGGUGGACGAAGGCAUUCUUGUUCAUGUGAAACAAGAGCUGAACUACCACGACAAGGACACCCAGUUCUACCGCUUCCUGGAGUCCGAGUUCAGCCAGGACCCCUUGAGGUCCACGGAGAAGGACCUGGAGAAAGACUCGGAGGGGGACUUGGAGAGGGACUCCGAGAGGGACUCUGGGAGGGACUCAGAGGACGAGCUCCAGGAGGGCCUCUCGCUGCUGUCCCAGAUGGGCCCUGAUGCUCUUCUCACCAUGAUCUUACGCAAACACCCCAGCCAGAGGAGUGCGGAGGACCUUGAGGUUAUCUAUGAGGAGCUGCUGCACGUCAAGGCUGUAGCCCACCUCUCCACCUCAGUGCGCAAGGAGCUAGCGGCCGUGUUGGUGUUCGAGACGCACGGCAAGGCGGGAACAGUGUUGUUUAGCCAGGGGGACAAAGGCACUUCCUGGUACAUCAUCUGGAAGGGCUCCGUGAACGUGAUCACGCACGGGAAGGGUCUGGUGGCGAAGCUGCGCGAGGGGGAGGACUUCGGCCAGCUGGCGCUGCUGAACGACGCGCCGCGGGCCGCCACCAUCAUCCUGAGGGAGGACAACUGCCACUUCCUGAGGGUCGACAAGCAGGACUACAUCAGGAUCCUCAAGGACGUGGAGGCGAACACGGUACGCCUGGAGGAGCACGGCCACACCGUGCUGGUCCUGGAGAAGAGCACCACCGACUCCACCGAUCAGGGCGGGGCAGGAGGCAGCAGCAAGUACACCGUUAUGUCGGGAACGCCAGAGAAGAUUCUGGAACACCUGCUGGAGAAGGUGAAGCUGGACACUAACGGAAAUGACACCAUAGAUUCCUGCGUGGGGGACUUCUUACUCACCCACAAAAUCUUCAUGGCCUCCAGCCAGCUGUGUCCAGCUCUGCAGCACCACUACCACGCCCAACCGCCCAAGGGCUCGGAGCUGGAGAAGGCAGACUACUCGCUGGCGGCCAGGCAGAAGGUGGUGAAGCUGCUGGGCCAGUGGGUGCUGCUCUACGGCCGGCUGCUCAAGGACGACCCCGUCGCGCUGGACUUCCUGGAGAGGCUGAAGAAGGAGGUGGCAGCGGAUAGCCGGCUGUCCACCAUGCCGAAGGAUCAGCUAAGAGAAAGGAGGAGGACUCGACUAUCCGAGAAUGGAAAUCAUUCCCUUAGCAGGCAGCACAGCCAGCAAUUUGAUUGGUUCUGCAACUGCGAGGAACCAGUGGGGAGGUUACAGCCAAUCAGAGGCCAGGAUAAAGUGUUGUAUGAGAUUUCUAGGCCAGACAACAUCCCCAUCACUCUGAUGCUCCCAGUGAACACAUCCGUACAGGAGGUGCUGUCGGCAGUGGUGAAGCCCGGGGCGGACUACGUCCUGGUCAAAAUGAACUCCAUGGGAGACAGGGCCCAGCUGAAGCUGGACUCCAGCGCCGUGUCCGCUGGCCUGGGGCUCAACGAGAGGCUCUUCAUGUGCACCUCCAGCCAGGUGGAACGGCUGAGGCCCCUAAAGGAGCAGCAGGGGCCCGAGCAGGGGACGGCAGACGCACUGGAGCAGAUGUGCUCCAAAGACGUGGCCAGCCAGCUGACACAGUACGACUGGGAGCUCUUCACUGCCAUGCAUGAGGUGGAGCUCAUCUACUACAUCUUCGGCCGCAGCAAGUUCCCCGGCGCCACCACGGCCAACCUGCAGCGCUUCGUGCGGCGCUUCAACGAGGUGCAGUACUGGGUGGUGACCGAGGUGUGCCUCUGCCAGGACCUGAUGAAGAGAGCCGCGCUGCUCAAGAAGUUCGUCAAGAUCGCCUCUGUGCUGAAGGAGCAGAGGAAUCUCAACUCCUUCUUCGCCGUGAUGUUUGGACUGAGCAACAGCGCAGUGCAGCGACUGUACAAGACCUGGGAGAGAAUACCAAGCAAAACCAAAAGGAUCUACUGUGCUUAUGAGAGGUUGAUGGAUCCGUCGCGGAACCACAGAGCCUACAGACUAGCGGUGGCUAAACUCAGCCCUCCUUACAUCCCCUUCAUGCCCCUGCUGCUCAAAGACAUGACAUUCAUCCACGAGGGAAACAAGAACUACAAGGACAAAUUAGUCAACUUUGAGAAGAUGCGGUUGAUCGCUAGGACACUGAAGAUAGUGCAGGGAUGCAGGAGUCAGCCGUACGUGCAUUCAUCCCCAACCAGGGGGCUGGCCGACCGCAUGCUGCUGGAGGCCCCUUCCAUCCGCAUCUCGACGUAUUCUGACUCUCUGCCUUGCCGGAGUCCCAGCAACAUCCGGCUGUACGUCCAGAAUCUGAGCGUGAUCGACAACCAGUGCAGACUCACAGAGCUCUCCAGGACUUUGGAGUGCUAGGGCCCGGACCAACGCAGACUCACAGAGCUCUCGAAGGACUUUGGAGCGCUAGGACCCAGACAAGCGCACAAAGAACUUAUAAAUGCACACAGAGCACCUAACGCCACGCACCGCAUCUCAGACUGAAGGCCGUCCCCCGAUGAACUGAUGCUUUUCGUUUUGGAUUACACUUAUGCAAGUGAGGGAAACCGAACGUUGGUUUUCAUCAGAGAAUGAAGCGCACUACUUGUGUCACACCAGUGACCUCUAGUGCCUUGCCAAUGAACUACAGAUACAUGUGUGCGCUGCCUAUAGUACAUAAGCCUAAGUCUGGUGCCUACAAGGACAUUUGUGUAGCACUCACUGAAUACCUGCUUUUGGAUAAGGUUACAAUGUUGAUUUUAGAGCCAAUGUAUAUAUGGGUCAGAGGUGAUUGGCUGAUGAAGUAUAUUUUCACAUGAAGGAGAAAAAGCACUGAAUCAGCACAGAAUCAUGUCAUGUAACACUUGUUUUAUGUACAGUUUUUGUAUUUCAUAAAUUAUUUUUGGAGUUUAAUGAACACAAAUCGCAGUGUGUAAAAAGGGAAAUACUUUAUUUAAAAUACAAACUUUGAACAAAAACAAAAUCCCUAAAAACAAAAAUUCUCCCCAAUAUGGGGUGAGAAGAAUUCACAACAAACAAUUUAUCAUUUGAAUUUAAAAAUAAUCUUCUUGUCAGAAAUAUAUACAACUUAUUUUAGAGUCCAAGAAAUGGGGUUGUUUAUAAAAGUCCUGACCCUCCUCCGACUAGAACCGUGGAUGAAAGAUUGCAUCAUCAUAAAUAACAGGUCGGAAAAUGAUGUUACAGAUUGAAUCAAUUACCAAAUUAAUCUAAAAGACAGUCUUCUGAAACUUUGAAACACAUUUGUUGUUUUUUACUUGACAUAAGGCUGCGCUAAAGACAGAACAGCUAUGUGACACAUAUGGUUAGUAAAAGGUGGUGCUUAAACAGGUGAUACAACUGCAUGCCACAUUCAAAUGUGACACCACAAAAUUUUCUUGAGCAGCGAACGCGGCGUGUUUCUAGGGAGGGGCUCAAGAGAAUGUGCUUCACACACACGGCAGGUUUGUGGUACAAGAAUCUGAUAGCAAAAGUGGUCCAAGAUGUAUGCACUGAGGAAAAAAAAACACCACAGUAGAAAACCAUGGAAAAACUACCUCUUCACUGCUGCCAUUAGUGAGAAUAUGAUGGCCUGUGAGGGAAACAUAAGGCUUCAAGGACUCUUAGAUCAGAUAGCGAAGCAAACACAGAAAUACGCUGAAAACAAUAAGAACGCAUGAAACCGAUCAUAAUAGUAGAUUACAAAUAUUGCACUUCCAAACAACAUGUUGUUUUCCCAGUGCCCUUUUUCCGAUGUCAUUGGGUGUCAACAGAAUACGCCCCUCAUUUUGAUGGCAGCCAUUGAUUGUGAUGGGAUUAAAUCCCCAUGAAGAUGGAAAGUCUUUGCAGUUCCACAUUGUGUUCCAACGAUUACACCAUGGUCAGAAAAAAAUAACGACAUAAUUACGACAUCAGAGCAAAGGGAAAACAGUUUUCAACCGAUUCAUACAGAAAACAGACAUUCAUAAAUACACACACCAUACUUAUGUGACCGCAUACAUUACGCAUUUCCUACGAGCACACAUCCUCACAAAGGUCAUUAACUAUCUACAUUUAAGGCACCUGUGAAACCCUAUGCAAAUACUCCACACACAACCUGUUCAAUGUUCGUUCCCUGGGUGGAUCCGCAGCCCUCUGUGGCAGUGCGGUGUGACCUCACUACCCUCCUUGCUAGCACACAUCCUCAUACACACGCGAGCCCUUUAAUCAAAGAGGCCCUUAAAGCCUACAGAAUGGCCUGCGGGGAGCUGAUACCUCUGCAGCAUGGAGCGGGGAGGACCCCCACCACCGCCUGCACCCCCAGAACACAUUUCCUCCACCUGCCCUCAGGCUCCAACAGGAUGAUUGUCGCUUCUGCUCUUCAAGACAUCGUUAUGUAACAGUGGCUUUACAAGAGGUUCUUCCUCCUGAUCUUUCUGCCUUUUUUAUGACCUCAUGAGAAUACAGCAGCCCCGGUUCUGAGGGGAAAGGCGACAGCACCCCGCCCGCUGUUGACAGAAGGACGGGGGCCUGGCUCCCCGGCAGGUCGUGGGUUCCAGUCCCCUUCCCAGGUGAGAGAACAGGAUGUGGACGAGGCUGCAGCAGGGUUCACACCCGAGGAGUGGAGGAGGCCGGAGCGUGUUCAUACUCGGGACCGCGGCAACGAACAACCACCAGUAGGAGACCAAGGCUGACCUCCGAGGACGGUCUUCACACAGUCUUUGGUGUUUUUAUCAGUAGAUUCUUCCGUUGAGUGCAAAAAAAACAAAAAAAACAAACAAACAAAAAUAAAAAAUGUAACUACACUGAAGUAUACACCAUCCUCAGGCAGGUUGAAAUGAGGUUCAUCAACGAACGCUUUGGUCAAUUGUGGUGUUAUAUUAUGUUUAGUAAUAACGUUCUAUUCUACACUUACUGUCUUUGGUUCAGCGUGUACCUUUCCAGAUGAAUACCAUGGAUUCCUAUUUAAAAAACUACAAGGAUUUUCAGAAAGGUGGACAGGGAGUUUGGGAUGAGUCAGCAUUGGGCUGCGGUCCUUCAGAAGUACAUGCAGUCUUUUUAGCACCAAUAAUAAAGUGUUCAAACAAAAUGUAUUAUGUGGAGGCGUGUAAAAAAAACUAAAAUCCUCAGGAACCUUUCAUUCCAUAGUGUAGGACAAAAUAUCUGGUGGUUCAGUCCAACCUUGAGCCUGAAGCCAGUUUCUACCGAGCAGGAGAAAUAGUCUUGAUCUGUCAGUUCAAAACACUGCAGAAAAGAAAGUGUAAAAAAAAAAAAAAAGCAAAGACAUUCAUUUGGUUUGGAGAUCAUUUUGGUUUGUGUCGUCUCAUCUUCUAGUGCAGCACAGUGGAGUUCCAGUGGUCGUUUCUCCUCCUAACUCUCUUCACACUGCAAAGUCUGAUCGUCUCUCCUUCUG
This is a messenger RNA of Gadus chalcogrammus (walleye pollock), 7120 nucleotides long. It is a transcript of the gene rapgef3, whose product is annotated as Rap guanine nucleotide exchange factor (GEF) 3. The record is from RefSeq and is a predicted model, not a curated record. The transcript has 27 exons. Gene Ontology annotation, biological process: Ras protein signal transduction; positive regulation of GTPase activity. Gene Ontology annotation, cellular component: plasma membrane. Gene Ontology annotation, molecular function: guanyl-nucleotide exchange factor activity. The coding region runs from base 1432 to 4110 and encodes 892 amino acids. NCBI's taxonomy places the organism in Eukaryota, Metazoa, Chordata, Actinopteri, Gadiformes, Gadidae.